CCGCCCAGCUCUUUCUGCCUUGUCAUCUACCCCGCGGAGGCUCGACCCGUGAGUGGGGCCGCACGGAGCCACCGGGGGAGGGAGAAAAACUGAGAUCGUGUAAAACCCGACCCCCCACGGGCAGAGCUCCUAGGUCUGGGAGCCCCGCCCCUCCGCCAGACUCUAACCCUGGGACCCGGUGGAGGGGAGAUAAGGGGAGUCUGUGGUCGCACCUGCCAAAGGCUCCCUAGCAAAGGAGCCCGCGGAGCCAGGUGGGGAGGGGGGCCGAGACCCCCCCCCCUCCAGGCCUGGAACUUGGAGCUACCUGGUGCCCGGGAAGGAUCUGGCCUGUGACCCCUGAAGGACUGGCCGCAGCAUAACUUAGGUUGGAGCAAGUCAGAUUGCAGUCCUGUCCCUUGGUCUCUCCGAUCCUGUCUUCUCAUCUGUAAAAUGGGGACAAUAAAUCCUGCCCCAGAGAGUUGUUGAAAAUCUCUGUGCUGUGGGGGUGAUGAGAUGGGAGUGAGAGACACUCAGAGAGACUGUCAAAGGAGAUGAGGACCCCCACAAUGGGCAACUCGCAGGAGAGACCUUCAGAGACGAUCGACCGCGAACGGAAACGCCUGGUAGAGACGCUGCAGGCAGACUCUGGGCUGCUGCUCGACGCGCUGCUGGCGCGGGGCGUGCUCACCGGGCCCGAGUACGAGGCGUUGGACGCGCUGCCUGACGCCGAACGCAGGGUGCGCCGCCUGCUGCUGAUGGUGCAGAGCAAGGGCGAGGCCGCCUGCCAGGAGCUGCUGCGCUGCGCCCAGCGCACCGUGCGCGCGCCCGACCCCGCCUGGGACUGGCAGCACGUGGGCCCUGGCUACCGGGAUCGCAGCUACGACCCUCCUUGCCCAGGCCACUGGACACCGGAGGCAGCCGGCUCAGGGACCCCGUGCCCUGGCCUGCCCAGACCUUCCCACGGUGAGGAGGCCGGGGGUUCUGAGAGCUCCGGGGCAGUGCAAUCCGGAACCAUCGAGGGGCCCCCAACAGAGUUAGAAGCUGAGGCCUCUGAAGGGGCUGAACCCGAGUUGGAUUCGCAAACGGAUCCGGAACCAGAGGGAGAACCAGAACCUGAACUGGAACCAGAACCCGAGCCGGAGCCAGAGCCAGAGCCAGAGCCAGAGCCAGAGCCAGAGCCCGAGCCAGAGCCCGACCCAGAGCCUGAGCAGGAGCCAGACUAUGAGGCAGAGGAUGCAUCUGAAGAUUCCUGAGGGCCAGAGCUCUGACGGGCCUCUCCCUGUCCAAGCCCAAUAGGACCUGCGACCCCGCCCAGGCUGGGUUGGAUUACCACCCAGGCUCCACCUGGCCCAGUGUUCGCGGGAGUGAAUAAACUGUGGAGGGUGGGUCUGGGCUCUCCGUGAUUCCGGCCCUUGGCCCGGGAAUAAAGGUAUGGAUGGACCUGU
Eptesicus fuscus (big brown bat) is the source of this 1424-nucleotide messenger RNA. It is a transcript of the gene NOL3, whose product is annotated as nucleolar protein 3. Gene Ontology annotation, biological process: negative regulation of intrinsic apoptotic signaling pathway; negative regulation of release of cytochrome c from mitochondria; negative regulation of extrinsic apoptotic signaling pathway. NCBI's taxonomy places the organism in Eukaryota, Metazoa, Chordata, Mammalia, Chiroptera, Vespertilionidae. The record is from RefSeq and is a predicted model, not a curated record. Bases 531 to 1232 code for a protein of 233 amino acids. The transcript is spliced from 5 exons. Gene Ontology annotation, cellular component: mitochondrion. Gene Ontology annotation, molecular function: caspase binding; cysteine-type endopeptidase inhibitor activity involved in apoptotic process; death effector domain binding.